This is a messenger RNA of Apiotrichum porosum, 1095 nucleotides long. RefSeq lists its product as uncharacterized. Gene Ontology annotation, biological process: glycerophospholipid biosynthetic process. Gene Ontology annotation, cellular component: mitochondrion. Bases 1 to 1095 code for a protein of 364 amino acids. The transcript is spliced from 10 exons. Lineage: Eukaryota; Fungi; Basidiomycota; Tremellomycetes; Trichosporonales; Trichosporonaceae. The record is from RefSeq and is a predicted model, not a curated record.
AUGGUGGUCCUCCUCUCAGCACGUACCCGCCUCCCGGCCCUCGCACGCGGUCUCAGCACCUCGGCCUUCCCCUCCAAGCUCGCCUUUGCGUUUGACAUUGACGGUGUCCUGAAGCAAGGCAAAUAUGUGCUGCCCCAGGCCAAGCGCGUCAUGCAGUUGUUGACGGGCAGGGACGGGCGCCUGCCAGAACCCGUCCCCUUCCUCCUCAUGACCAACGGUGGCGGCGUGCCCGACGCCCAAAGGCGAGCGCUCCUGUCGCGCGAUUUGGGUAUCGAGCUUGGCGAGAAUCAGCUGGUCCAGUCGCACACACCAUUCCAGGCCGCCAUGCGCGAGUAUAUCGACAAGCCCGUGCUCGUCAUUGGUGGAGACGGCGACGCGGCUCGUAAAGUGGCCGAGAGCUAUGGCUUGAAAAAAGCAGUCAUCCCGCAGGACAUUAUCCACUGGAACCGCUCGAUCUGGGACCGGUACCACUUCACAGACGAGGACGAGAAGGUUGUGCGACACGACAUCGACUUCAACUUCACCCCGAUCCAUGCCAUCUUUGUCCUGCACGACUCGAACGACUGGGGACGCGACCUCACCAUUGUCAACGAGCUGAUGCAGUCCCGCGGGGGUAUGCUGGGCACGGUCCGGGAAGACCGUACAGUCCAGAAGCCUGGCGGUGAGGUUCCCCUGUUCUUCUCCAACCCGGACUUGGAAUGGGCCAGCGAUUACCCGGUCGUGCGUCUCGGUAUGGGCGCGUUCAGCUUGUCCAUCGCGUCCGUCUACAAGGCGGCCACCGGCCUCGACCUCCCCUUCACCCAGAUCGGCAAGCCCCACCACCUGACCUACGAGUUUGCCGACUCGAUGCUCACCCGCCACACCAAGCAGUUGCGCGGUGUGGACCAGGAUCUGAAUGUCUACAUGAUCGGCGACAACCCGAUGUCUGACAUCUGGGGCGCCAACAUGUAUGGCUGGAACUCGAUCCUUCUCCGCACAGGCGUGUACGCGGGCGGCGAGCCGGCGCACGCGCCGACGUUUAUUGCCGACGACGUCGAGCUCGCGGUGGAGUGGGCCAUUAAGCGGGAACUGGCCAACGCUGGCAAGGCUGCGUAA